CUCCCCCAUGGGAAGGACAUAACAGGAUACCGGGAUUCCGCUCACAGGCCACAACACGGGCGGCUGCGAUUCGGUUCACCGAAAAAGCGGCAGCGAAAUGUUGGCACUGAGUACUAUCUUUAGCCUGCUCCUUCUGUGCUAUCUGGUGGUGCAGUUCGUCAAACUGCAGAGAGAAAUAAGGAAGUUUCCACCCGGACCGGCGCCGAUCCCGAUUAUUGGAUGUUUAUGGCAACUGAAAUUCUUUCGAUUAGACCGCAAGAUCCUGACGGAGGUGGCCAAGUCCUUCGGGAAUAUUUACACCCUGUGGUUUGGAUGGACCCCCGUGGUUAUCUUAAAUGGAUUCCAAGCAGUGAGGGAUGGCCUCACUACCCACCCAGAAGACGUCGCAGGCCGACCACUGGCCCCCUUCUUCCAUGAUAUGGCGAAUAACAAGGGGAUUCUGCUGGCGACUGGCCGCACAUGGAAGCAUCAGAGACGAUUUUCCUUGAUGGCUCUGAAAAGCCUGGGCUUGGGGAAGACCAGCCUGGAGUACCAGAUCCGAGAGGAAGCCGGCCACCUCGUGGAGAACUUUUCUAACAGCAAAGGUUUACGUGGUGCAAUAGCAUUUGCUCUGGCGAUACGGGACACAGAAUCGCAGCCUAAGCAGAUGAUGUUUACAACUACCUUACUCAUUGUGUUUUUCACAGUCUGGGUGUUUGGAGGGGGCACCACACCAAUGCUUACAUGGCUCCAAAUCAGGGUUGGUGUUGAUCCAGAUGAGGAUCUGAAGACAGAAAUUGCUGAUCAGACUGCAAAUAACCUGGAUAAAAACACAACCAAAGCAGAAAGUGCCUGGCUCUUCAGAAUAUGGUACGGUUUUGAUCAUAAAUAUUUGAAGCCCAUUCUCACCCAUGCUGGGCCACCACUUACUACAACUUUACCAGAAUGGUGUAAUCCUGUAGCCAGAUUGCUAACUAGCCCUAGAGCAUAUGGGGAGCAACUGAAGGACGAUGAUGUGGACUUUAUUAUCAAUAACGAUGAACUGGCAAUAAAUUGUCCAACCUCAGACUUUUCUCCAAUGCCAGCGCAGAGCUCAGGAGACGCACCCCACCCUCCAGGCAAAGAAAACAUUUAUGAAGGGGAUCUUGGCUUAGGAGGAUAUGAACUCAAAUCUGAACCUACUCCAUGGGAAUCGUCAGCCUGAAGUCCAGUGAAAAUAUAUAUAUGACAAGCAGCACAAGAAGGAAUGCAAGCCAUGCUUAUUCUGCAGAGUUAGCAAGAAGCUAAAAAAUGUAUAAAGGGCAUAAACUGAAAAGAAGUACAACUUUGCUGAAUCUCUCCCUGAAGCCUGGAGCAAUGAGAAUUUAUUAUCAUCCCAUAUAUUAUGCAUCUACAGUUAAUUUUUCUGACAGUGGGCAUUUUUAAUAACAGAAUAGAGGGAGCUGCCUAUAUGCCAAUGACAUAUGCACUCAUAGGGCUGGAACCUAUGAUUCCCUUCUUCUAAGCUGGAUCCCAUGACUCUCUCCCAGUAAGUCUUCCUUCAACAGAGAAAGACUUCCUCCAAUGGAGAAUAAUUGUUUUCCAGUGAAAGAAGACUUUCCUCCAUCAGAUGAAGCUUUUCUAGGCUGAAGGAUGUCUUUCUCCCUUGGAGGAAGAUUUGACAGAGGGGAGUGAUAGGAUCCAACCCAUCUUCUCUGAUCAGACAUCAUAAUUCCCGGUCCAAUCUCACAUAUGUACAAAGGCCUUUGAAUAUUUUUCUUCUAAUUCAUUCAGUAGAGGGAAGCAUAGGAACUGAACUGGCUACUCCAUGCUCCAAAUAGCAUCUGUGGCAUGAAAUGGACUGUUCUUCUGUAGAAGCUGAUAGGUUUCUUUUCCCAUCACCAUUACAGAGCAUUAGGAUUCUUUCAGCAUGUGGUGUUUUGCUGAUAAAGGGUUAAUAAUAUAGUGUACACACACACAAAAAGAAACCCUAGGCAUUGAUAUAUGAGCUGCUGAAGCCUAAACAGAUCAAUAAGAG
Molecule: messenger RNA, 1996 nt
Organism: Gekko japonicus
Lineage: Eukaryota; Metazoa; Chordata; Lepidosauria; Squamata; Gekkonidae
Gene: SLC9A9
Product: solute carrier family 9, subfamily A (NHE9, cation proton antiporter 9), member 9
Exons: 8
Coding region: 98-1183 (361 amino acids)
Biological process (GO): xenobiotic metabolic process; arachidonate metabolic process
Cellular component (GO): intracellular membrane-bounded organelle; cytoplasm
Molecular function (GO): heme binding; iron ion binding; oxidoreductase activity, acting on paired donors, with incorporation or reduction of molecular oxygen, reduced flavin or flavoprotein as one donor, and incorporation of one atom of oxygen
Source: RefSeq, a predicted model, not a curated record